This is a messenger RNA of Salvelinus sp. IW2-2015, 1036 nucleotides long. The record is from RefSeq and is a predicted model, not a curated record. Lineage: Eukaryota; Metazoa; Chordata; Actinopteri; Salmoniformes; Salmonidae.
CUCCCGCCACGAGACUCUUCCUUAUUCUUUCUGCUGACAACAACCCUACUUAUAUCUACCAUCUGCACAGGACGGACUGUAAGCAAGCACAGAAGGCACCGACUGUCGUUUGUCAGUAACCGAUCUGGUUUUGCGCGAUCAGGUUCGGUACCGGACUGUGACCUAUAGACUAUUAGGGACGAAGAGGGGUGUUUUUAACAGUGUGUGUGUGUGUGUGUGUGUGUGUGUAUCUGUGACCGUGUGUACAUUUCAGAGUCUGAGUGGUUGAAUGGAUUCUUGGUAUGUAGGAUCAUCCAUCUAAUAUGGUGACUAGUUAGAACUAACAGACUUACAGACAGACAGACCAUCUGCACACACGCCACCAUGCCAGUGUUCCAUGGGUUGCUGAAGGUGCGUGUGUGUGAGGCGGUGGAUUUGAAGCCCACCCCCUGGGCACUCCGCCAUGCAGGGGGGAAGAACUCAUCCUCAUUCCUCCUGGACCCCUACCUCACCCUCAACCUGGACCAGACCCACCUGGGACAGACCUGCACCAAGAACAGGACCAACUCCCCGGCAUGGAACCAUGACUUUACAGCCCAGAUGACGGGGGGGAGGAAAUUGGAGAUGUCAGUGUUCCAUGAUGCACCAAUCGGAUAUGACGACUUUGUGGCUAACUGCACCAUACAGCUGGAGGACAUUCUGCAGAACAGCAGCACACACUACCAGGCCUGGGUUGAUUUAGAACCAGAGGGGAAGGUCUAUGUAAUUAUCGAUUUGUCAGAAACUUCACUGAAGCCUCAGCUGCCAAUGAGAAUGAAGGAGCGUGUGUUCCGAGAGCGGAUUGGUCCUCGGCGGCGGCAGGGGGGCCGUCCGGAGGCGUGUUCCACCAGGUUAACGGACACAAGUUCAUGGCCACGUAUCUACGGCAAACCUACCUACUGCUCACACUGCCGAGACUUUAUCUUGUGUGCACGUGUCGUGGUCCACAGCGCUGCCAUGAGAUAUCAUCACCAACUGUUUGCCGGGAUGAAGAAGCAGGAGGAUACACCCGAGGGAG